AUGUCCUUCCUCACAGAUCUACAACAUCCUGACACCGACCUCUUGGUGGGACUGGCCAGCGCACUUCGAGUUUUCAAGUGCGUCGAAUUUGCGGUUCUCUCCGUUCUGCUCUAUGACCAUGCCUUGACCUUUCAUCUUGAGGUGGAACGCAUCUGGCGGAAGCCGCUAUCGGGAGUGUCCAUUUUGUUUCUCCUCAACAGAUACAUUCAACCCAUCCGCACCAUCAUCGCCAUCAUAACGUAUCAUGUUCCUCAUUGGAAUGCAGACACGUGCUUACAUUUUGCUAAAUUUGUCGGAUACUCGCGCAUUAUAACCACCGCUAUAUGUGGCUUUCUGGUGAUCCUCCGCGUCUAUGCUCUGUACUACCGAUCCAAUAUCGUCCUCAUUGUGCUGUCGGUGGUCUGUGCAGCGUACUUAAUUGUAUCCCCGAUCUCAAUAAGCCAGCUGGGAACCUUGCAACAGUCACCCUUCGAGGAAAUCUCUGUCGGCUGCCGUUUGACGGUCCCGACUAAAUGGUUUGUUUCGAAUUGCGUAGGGGCACUCGUCUUUGAUGGCGGGAUAUUUCUCCUCACACUCUGGCGCACCCGAGACUACAUUCGCGCGGCGGACAGACCACCGCUGUUUGACCUCCUCAUCCGUGACGGUACACUGUACUACCUGGUCAUUUUUCUGGCCAAUCUCGUGAGCAUAUUCCUGUACUUCUUUGUCCCAAACAAUCUUGAAUCUAGCGCAAUGCUGCUAGGGGUGGUCCUGACUUCCGUGAUGGUUUCCCGAAUUGUCCUGAAUCUACGCGCCGGGGCACCACCGACUAGAUCCUAUAUGGAGGAUUCACCGACUUACACUAACAAGCGGUCUGCUAUCAUCUUCCGUGCGAUCGAGUCGAAGAUAAUGGGGAACAUGGAAGAGGAUGUGGAUUCCGAGGAGUCAAGAGAAUCAGAUCCCAGUGCGUCCGCGAAACAAAGAGACAGCUUCAUUCGAUCACAACCAUAG
Cyclocybe aegerita is the source of this 990-nucleotide messenger RNA. The record is from the annotation of a GenBank genome assembly. Lineage: Eukaryota; Fungi; Basidiomycota; Agaricomycetes; Agaricales; Hemipholiotaceae.